Messenger RNA from Sceloporus undulatus (fence lizard), 2577 nucleotides. It is a transcript of the gene GDAP1, whose product is annotated as ganglioside induced differentiation associated protein 1. The coding region runs from base 438 to 1514 and encodes 358 amino acids. The transcript has 7 exons. Gene Ontology annotation, biological process: mitochondrial fission; mitochondrial fusion. The record is from RefSeq and is a predicted model, not a curated record. Gene Ontology annotation, cellular component: mitochondrial outer membrane. NCBI's taxonomy places the organism in Eukaryota, Metazoa, Chordata, Lepidosauria, Squamata, Phrynosomatidae.
CUAACCACAGCUGACCCUGUUUAGCUCCCAAGAUCAGAUUGCAUUUCGUCCCUUUAGGGUAUUUAGGUCCUAGUAAAAAUCCAUGGCUUCAGACUGUUAGUCUCACUGAAGAUGCAGGGAUGAAAAUGGAUUCACUUCUGAAGAUUUUGAUACACAAAGGUGGAAUUGUUUUUGGAACAUGUGUAGGACUUCAGUCAUCUUGAUCCUGCAUUUUAUGCCCUUGAGCCUUGAUAUAUUUUUCUUGUGCAUGAGUGUUACUGUUUUGCUUAUAAAUCAGACUCUAUGGGAGACUGAGGGCAUCAUCAGAGCAGCAGCUUCAUCUGCUAGCAAUGAGCAUGCUCCAUCCAUGGAGCAGACUCAGUAACAGCAAGCAAGCAAGGGAAAAAAACCCAUGGGCAGUCUCAAAACGGUGAAUUGAGCAAAGAGAAAAAGGUGAAAUGGCAGAAGAAAAGGAAGGCCAGACAAAGGGCAAAAUGCCUCCAGGUGAGGUGGAUGCCAAGACAGAUGUCAAACUCACUCUCUAUCACUGGACACAAUCCUUCAGUUCUCAAAAGGUUCGAUUGGUGAUUGCUGAAAAGGGGCUGAAAUGUGAAGAGCAUGAUGUAAGCCUUCCACUGAGUGAACACAAUGAGCCCUGGUUUAUGCGCUUAAAUGCAUCUGGAGAAGUCCCUGUGCUUGUUCACAGAGAAAACAUUAUUUGUGAUGCCACUUUGAUUAUUGACUACCUUGAAGAGACAUUUACAGAUGAAAGUACUCCAAAGCUAAUGCCAGAAGAAGGAAGCAUGUACUAUCCAAGGGUUCAGCAUUACAGGGAACUCUUGGAUUCCUUGCCUAUGGAUGCCUAUACACAUGGCUGCAUUUUGCAUCCUGAAUUAGCAGUGGACUCUAUGAUUCCAGCUUAUGCUACUACUCGGAUUCGUAGCCAAAUAGGUAAUACUGAAUCUGAGUUAAAGAAACUUGCUGAAGAAAACCCUGAUUUACAAGAUGCGUAUAUUGCAAAACAGAAACGUCUCAAAUCUAAACUAAUGGAUCAUGAUAAUAUAAAGUAUUUAAAGAAAAUAUUGGAUGAACUGGAAAAAGUUCUGGAUCAAGUUGAGACUGAGUUGCAAAGAAGAAAUGAAGAAACACCAGAAGAUGGACACCAGCCUUGGCUCUGUGGUGAGUUUUUCAGCUUGGCUGAUGUAUCCCUUGCUGUUACAUUGCACCGGCUAAAGUUCAUUGGACUGGCAAGGAGAAACUGGGGGAAUGGAAAACGACCAAAUUUGGAAGCCUAUUAUGAGCGUGUCUUGAAGAGGAAAACAUUCCGCCAGGUUUUAGGACAUGUAAAUAACAUAUUAAUUUCUGCGGUUCUUCCAACUGCAUUUCGAGUAGCCAAGAAAAGGGCACCCAGAGUUUUGGGUACUACAUUUCUAGUUGGCUUAUUGGCGGUAAUAGGGUAUUUUGGUUUUGCUACGCUUCGGAAGAGAUUUCCUAACAUGUUGUUCCCACUUAGAGCGAGGCCAAGCUAUCUGUAAAUGAUUCUUUGCCCAUUCUUUGAACAGAUCACCUAAUACCACAGACAGGUUGAUCUAAGAGACAAUACAUCACAACAUUGACAUAUAUUAAUUAUUACCUUCCUGUUGCUAAAAUGUGGUGGCAGUGGAGAGGUAAUGGAAGAAAUUAAAUACUGAAGAAAAAUGAGACAGUUGCUUAGAUCCUGAAUACUGGGAACAGAAUGGGGUCAUGGAGUAGCAUUUUCUUGUCCCCAUGUAGCCCAAAAGUGAAACAAAAAUUGAGUGGAUGGCAAAUUGUAAUGGAUCGAGUUGCUUGAACAUUGUUCCACUCAUGCAGAAGAGCUCCAUUCAGUUUUGGUUAAUGCCUUCCCCCACCCCAGCAACACUCUUCUGUGGGAUCCAGGAAGGUCUUCAACAGAAAAGGGGCAUGAGAAAAUUCAAUGAGCAUCCCUCUACUUCCAGUAUUGAAGAUCCAAGUCAACAUAAUUUCCUCUUCAAAUUCCAACUUUAUGACAAUGUACAAGUUAGAAAGACAAGAUGGUCUCUCAUUUUUAUGAAAAGCCAUUCUCUAAUAUUUUAUUGUAUGUUGUAAUUUGACAAUUUCAUAUUUUUCACUGUUCAGAGGGUCCAGUCAUCUUCUAAUUGGUUUUUGUAAAUAUGAGGAAACUUCAUUCUGUUACAUGUAUGGUUUGUUAUACUGAUUGGAUCAAGACAUAUGUUCCUGAAAGACCAAUUACUGAAAUUUAGAUUGACACAAUAGCACAUGUUAUGGAAGCACAUGAAAUGUAUGAGUAGUUAUCAGAUUUCAAAGGCACAAAUAGUCAUUAGACAAGACAUGAGAUUUCUGUUGGUUGUCUGUGAGGAUUAGCUAACAAAAUUUUUGCCUCAAUUAAACCUUGCACCAGAAUGUCAUGUCCCAUGAUUUCAUUCAAAAGUACUGCACAUCAUACACUCGAUAUUGUGAUACAAGUGAUCAGUCUUUUUUCUUUACUGUAAGCAUAUUUUUGUGCCUGUGUAUGAAUGUAUUCCAUGAUGUGCCUCAGAAAAUAUCUUAUUCACAAAUAUAUCAUCUUUAUAAAAAAAA